CCCUUCUGUGAUACAAUGAGCCACCUGGUGGACACAUUGAGCUACUGCAGACGUCUUUACAGACAGGCAUCUUGACAGACAGCAAUUGGGGUCCUCUUCUAAAUUUGAAAGGAAGCUACAUGAGCUACAUCCAUGCUAAUACAAACACUCACUUAUCCUAUUUUUUGGUUAAGGAGAUGGAUGUUUAUCCCGGAGUCACUGACGGCGAUCCUGCAAAACACCAAGAAAGACAUUACUACCUGUUAUCUGAACUGCAAACCUUAGUUAAAGAUUUACCAAGCUCCUUCCAGCAGCGGCUGUCCUACAGCACGCUGGGUGACCUGGCUCUGGCUCUCAUCGAUGGGACGGUCUAUGAGAUUGUUCAGGGGCUGCUGGAUAUUCAGCACCUUACAGAGAAAAAUCUGUACACCCAGAGGCAAAAGCUGCACAGUGAACGCCAAGCAUUCAAACAAGACCUUCUACGAAAACACAAGGAUGCUCUGCAGACAUGCAAGUCUCACAACCUCACGCUUCUGAAAUCUAACCAGCAAGCAGAGCUAGAGGCUCUGGAAAUUCGGGUGCGAGAGGAACAACGGGUGAUGGAUAAAAAGAUUGUAGCAGAAAUGGAUCAGAAAGUGAUAGACCAGCAGAACACCUUGGAGAAGGCGGGAGUCCCUGGAUUUUUUAUCACCACCAAUCCUCAGGAGCUGACAAUGCAGAUGAAUCUACUUGAAUUGAUCCUCAAGCUUCAACAAAAGGAGUCACAAUAUUGAAUCCCUUGAAAAAGAGGCCUAAUUUUGCCAAAAGAGGUGGCUGAAAAUUUCAUGCAAAGGCCACUGACUACAUAUGCUCACAGUCCAGUGAGAUUUAACAAUGGUCGACAAAUUGCAUUGUGCUCUUUAACAACAUGUUUAUCACUUGUUGUUAUAAGGGUUGUAAUCACCAUCAGAACCUGUAGAAGACGACUGGUUCUCGAGGGUGAGAUGAUUGCAGACCUGGGAAGAGAGCAGUAGCAGGUGGUGAAGAACAUCAAAUUGUUAAGCACUUAUCUGCCAUGUCACACAUCGUGAAAUUAGGAAGUUGAUGUGUUCCAAUUCCUUUACAGACCUAGUGUAUACAUAUUCAAGCCAAAUGUUGAUGAAGCAGAUUGCCAGAAAUGAUAUAGUUGAGCAUCAAUGUGUAACUUAAGGACACAGAAAUUGCGGCACCUGGGAUAAUUGAUUUGACCUUUCAACAGUGAAACGCUCCAUAAGGGCCGGAUGAUACCUUUGUAUCAAGUGACAGUGUUUUGAACACUUUAUUGUUUAUUUAUUUGAACAGUAUUGUAAUACAGUUCCUUCAUUUUGUUUCUGAUAUUUUUGCAAUUUUGCUACCUUAUUUCACAUAAUAUAUUUGUUUUAAUGUUUCUCUUUUUUAAGUUGCGUUGUUACUAGGGUGAGUUAACCCCCUUCUUAUUUAUAUAGAUUUUUUUAAGGUCAGUGUUGGCUAAUGUUUUCAACGAUGAACAAUUGAAUUCAUGAUAUGAUGUGUUUAUGAACAAGAACAGUAUGGAUGGUAUCAGUAAACACAUGUAAGUGUUUAUUUGUCCUUACUUAAGUAUUUUUUCAUAAAACACAUAUUUUAAAAGUCA
Molecule: messenger RNA, 1609 nt
Organism: Trematomus bernacchii (emerald rockcod)
Lineage: Eukaryota; Metazoa; Chordata; Actinopteri; Perciformes; Nototheniidae
Gene: dgcr6
Product: DiGeorge syndrome critical region gene 6
Exons: 6
Coding region: 120-752 (210 amino acids)
Source: RefSeq, a predicted model, not a curated record